Messenger RNA from Parnassius apollo (apollo), 501 nucleotides. NCBI's taxonomy places the organism in Eukaryota, Metazoa, Arthropoda, Insecta, Lepidoptera, Papilionidae. The record is from the annotation of a GenBank genome assembly.
AUGAUUGAACUGCAGAAGCUUUCGUGCCAAUUACUGCCCCUUCAAGAAGUCAUCAAUGAUAUUCGAAUAAUCAAAAACGAUAUUUCAGAUCUACGUAAAUCUAAAAACAAUAUGUUAAAAAAGCUUGAUAACUUUGAAAAAAGACUUCAAGUAGUCGAAAAUGCUGAGCAAAAAAUAUCGUCCCUAAAGGAACAGAUAAACAAGAUGGAAGCAGAAAUUAAUGAAAAAGAUCAGUGGCUUCGAUCAAAUAACGUCGAAAUCAAGGGAGUACCAUUUAAACCUGGGGAGAAUCUUUUUGAUAUUGUAACUAAAUUAGGAUCUAUAAUAACCUAUCCUGUGUUGAAGAGUAACAUUAAUUAUGUAACACGUGUCCAGACGCGAGAUGCUGGGUCGAACAAGACCAAGCCUAUUAUUCUUUCCUUUAUCAACAAAUAUAUGAAAGAAAACUUCAUCGCAGCUUCUCGCCUGCAUAAACAUAUUUCUACGGAAGAUAUUGUCUAA